Molecule: messenger RNA, 771 nt
Organism: Physcomitrium patens
Lineage: Eukaryota; Viridiplantae; Streptophyta; Bryopsida; Funariales; Funariaceae
Product: large ribosomal subunit protein eL42
Biological process (GO): translation
Cellular component (GO): ribosome
Molecular function (GO): structural constituent of ribosome
Source: RefSeq, a predicted model, not a curated record
GGUCCGGUUAUAAUCAUUAAGGGUUUGCCCUAACUUUGGCCCUCAAACCACAGACCUCAGUCACUGUCUUUCUCUUUGGCUGACUGCACGUCAAGCUUCUGUGUUGGCGAGGCAAGGCGGUCACCAUGGUGAACGUUCCGAAAACGAAGAAGUCCUUCUGUCCUGGGAAGUCGUGCAAGAAGCACACCCUCCACAAGGUCACUCAGUACAAGAAGGGAAAGGAUAGUCUGUACGCACAAGGUAAGAGGCGUUAUGACAGGAAGCAAUCUGGGUAUGGAGGUCAGACGAAGCCAGUCUUUCACAAGAAGGCUAAGACUACCAAGAAGAUUGUGCUGAGGUUGCAGUGUCAGGCUUGCAAGCACGUGACACAACAUCCCAUUAAGCGAUGCAAGCACUUCGAGAUUGGUGGAGACAAGAAGGGGAAAGGAACACAACUCUUUUAGAUAUAAUGCUUUACUUUGUAUUCCGAGAAAUUAUGAAGCAGGAACAUACUUUUCAGUAGUUGCAAAUUAUGUUUUCAGAUUGUGUUUGAAGCACGUGUGUAUCAUUUUCUGGUGUGAGAAGGAUGGAAAUUUUUUAUGCGUUCUUUGAUUUGAUUUGCAUCGAAUGGGUAACCUUCAGUAUCAAAUCCAAGAGCUUACGGGACUCUCGUUCUUUUUGAAACAACGUAGAGUUCUUUGCUAGCCUAGAAAGGAGACAUUGACGAACCCCAAGCCUUAUUGAGCCGUACGAAAUGAGUAAGUUCUGGAACACUGGACAAAGAUGCCACUG